UCAGCCAACUGCAGCCCUGGGCUCCUGGUGCGGGUUGGGGCCACAGCACUGCGUCCCCACGCAAAGUGGAGCAAAAAUUAAGGCAAAAGCAGUGCCUUGGCAAGAGGGGGAAGCAAGGCAAGAGCUUGGCGGGGCAGGAAAGGACUUUUAUGGGGUUGCUUGCAGAGGAGGGAGGAGGAAGUAGGUUGGCAAAGCAGCCGUCAGCGGGCCCUCGCGCUGCGUUGGGGGAUCAGACCCCUGGCAAAGAGGAGCCACGGGGCCAUCCGAGCUCCUCUUCAGCACUUCUCCUAAGCUGCCCCCCCCCGGAGACCCAACGCCAAACCCUUUCUGAUCCACGAUGUCCCUCAAGCUGCCACGGAACUGGGAUUUCCACCUGAAAAUGGAUGCUGCCAAAAUAGCCCGCUCCAGGAGUGUGAUGAGCGGUGAGGCCGUGACCCCCCAGCCUGGCCCCCCCAGCGCCAUGGAGCGGCCACUGAAGCUGGGUUGGCUGAAGAAGCAGCGCUCCAUCGUCAAGAACUGGCAGCAGCGCUACUUCGUGCUGCGGGGCCAACAGCUCUACUACUACAAGGAUGAGGAUGACACCAAGCCGCAGGGCUGCCUGUCUCUCCAGGGAAGCACCAUCAAGGAGGUGGCUAGCAACCCAGAGGAAGGAGGGAAAUUUAUCUUUGAAAUUAUCCCAGGGCUCUCUGGAGACCAGAGCCGGGCUGGGCAGGAUACCUGUGUGCUCAUGGCCAGCUCCCAGUCCGACAUGGAGGAAUGGGUUAAAUCCAUCCGACGGGUGCUGGGUUCAACCUCAGGAGCGGUGUUUGGCCAACGCUUGGCAGAGACCAUGGCCUACGAGCAGAAGUUUGGGCAGCACCAGGUGCCCAUCCUGGUGCAGAAAUGUGCUGAGUUCAUCCGGGAGCACGGGGUGAAUGAAGAGGGCAUCUUCCGCCUCCCCGGCCAGGACAACCUGGUGAAGCAGCUCAGGGAUGCUUUUGAUGCUGGGGAAAGGCCAUCAUUUGACAGGGACACGGAUGUGCACACUGUGGCCUCUCUGUUCAAGCUGUACCUACGGGAGCUUCCUGAGCCAGUUGUGCCGUGGAUACAGUAUGAAGAUUUCCUGCUCUGUGGCCAGAUGCUGGACGUGGACCAGAAAAAGGGGCAUCAGGACCUCCUGAAGCAGCUGUCUCUUCUUCCCAGAGACAACUACAACCUUCUCAGCUACAUCUGCAGGUUUCUGUACGAAGUACAGCUGAACUCCGGCGUCAACAAGAUGAGUGUGGAUAACCUGGCAACAGUGAUUGGAGUGAACCUCAUCAGACCCAAGAUAGAGGAUCCUGCAACUAUUAUGAGAGGCACGCUGCCAAUCCAGAAAGUGAUGACCGUGAUGAUCAGCAACCAUGCAGACCUCUUUCCCCCAUCCAAGGACGUGCCGCCCUCCCCAACAACCCAACAGAAUGACAAGAAAGCCCCCAUCCUGCGCAGCUCCGUGGGCUGGGACUCUGCAGAGGACUCCACAUUGCCCAGGGCAGAGAGCUCAGUCCAAAGGCAAAUGGCAAGGAAAGACAACCCAAGUGCCAGCUGUGCUCCUGGGCUGGCUGUGAGCUCACGUGCACCCAGCGAAGAUACUGGCGUGCAACCAUCCAAAGAUACACUGGGAAUGUGGAAAAUGCAAGCAAGGAAAAGGACUCAGACUUUACCUAACAGAAAAUCCUUCCUGACUGCUGCAUCUCCAGGGGAGAAAGGCAGCAAUGACAGGAACGACAUAUUUAACAAUGACUUUUGGAAAGGCUCCACACAGAGCAACCCACGUUCUGUGCUCACUGAAGGACAUAAGAGAACGUUAUCUCAUGAUCUUUUCAAGCUGCUUGAUCUUCACCGGGCUUCAACUUAUGACGUGCCCACCUCCCAUGUGGAAAGCAGCAGCUCCAGCCCCAGUCCUGCCAGCAGCUGCUCUGAUAAGGAAUUCCAGCCCUGCCUCAGCCCCUGCCAUCAGCCCCAGGAGCCAACCAGCCCUGCCAGCAGCCCUUCUGAGGUGUUCCAGCCUGCUCCAGAGAGCAUGGAGCCCCUGCAAAACAUGGUCCUGAAGCUGCAGAGAGAAAUGGAUGCGCAAAAAGAGACUUACGAAGAGCAGAUUAAAAGCCUCGAGAAGGAAAACUACGACGUUUGGGCCAAAGUGGUGAGGCUGAACAAGGACAUUGAAAGGGAGAAGAAGAAGUCUGAGGAGCUGGAGCUGAAGCUGAAGAACAUGGAGCGCUUGCAGGAGGACUUGGAGAAGAAAAACAAGAUGCUUGAGGAGGAGAUAAAAACCAUUGCUAAAUCCAGGAGUAAAAGUGAUGCCAAAACCAACUAGGAGAUGACAUCCAGCUGUGCACAAACAUAAAAUGCAGCUGCACGAAUCCAAAGGAAUUGCCAAGCAGGACCUGAGUCAGGGACUUGCGUGUCCAGUGCCCGGCAACUGGCUGUGGGCUUGUGUGGAGGAAGGAGCCUGGAAUUUAGAGGCUGGUUUAUGCUCUGAAACAGGAAAUUUCCAAAAUACUGUUUAGCUUUUUCUUGUGUGUUUUUUCAAGUCCUCUUUCAGCUGCUCAAGUUACCUGUAGAACAGGCCGAUACCUCGUGCUGCUCAAUCAGAACAUCUUGCACACAAAAACCCCAAAGCAACGAGAGUCCUUCCUGCCAGCCAGCUGGCUCUGUAUUGGAGACACCACCAGUGCUUCUGAGUGGAACAGAACAUCCCUAAAUCCUGGAGCUGGGAAGAUGGAAAACCCCCAAAGUCUUGGGUGGCACAGCCCAUCUCACAGCAUGCCUGGAAGCUGGGCUGCAAAUGCUGUCAGCAACACAACCGAGACAUUUGCAUCAACAUAUGCACUUGGUUAUUGCUCUUAUAGAGCAAGAGAAGCCCAGACAGCUUGUUGUGUCCAUCAAGAAACCUCGUGCCCCAUCCCUUGUUGUGCUGUGCAAGACUCAUUGAUAACAAGGCUCCAGCUGUGAAAUCACAAAAAACACAACUUCUUCAGUUAAAUUGCUCUUCACGCAUUUAAACUUGCUGAUUCUUACAGCCAUAUGUAUAUAAACCCAGCAUGGUCGCUGUUGAGGCUUUGGAGUUUCACACACCCGUACAUGGAGCUCUCUAUCUUUCAUUAUUUCAUCAGGAUUCUCUUGGCCCCUUGAUGAAACCAGGAAACCUGGGUUUGCAACCCAGUGAUGAUGCUGGGUCUCUGCCCAUCACUUGCUGCCAUUGGCAUGAGGACUAAUCAACAUGGCUAAUUGUAAACGUGUUGCUUUGGCUGCUUGCUUUUGCACUGCCUGCCACUGAGUCUCCACGUUGCUGCUGAAGCUUUUGUUGUAGGAAAAAUAGAACAAGACCCUGAAACCUCAUUGAUAUUUAGAAGGGUGACCCACAACACACAGCCUUGGCCCAGCCAGGGUACAGAAAGGGGAUCAUCAGGAGUUAUCAACAAAGACUUGUAGGACUAAAUGCACUCUUUUGUGCCAACCACAAUGGAGUUAAUGCAAAUGGAUUGCUGUUUCUGAGGACUUGAAGUGAAAGUUCAGCUCCAGACGGGCUGCAGAACUGCUUGGCAGAGAUCUGCAAAGAAAAGAGGACUGAAGAGAGAAAGAGAUGCAAAAGAGACUGUGAAAAGAGAAAGAUGGGAGUGGGAAAGUGUUUGUAGAGAAUAAAAGCCAUUAUUGGGUACGUAGCACUUGCUGUGGGGGAGUUCUGUAGCCCUGAAGCUGACAACUCCUCAAGCUCAAGCUCAGACAUAGUGCAUGUAUUGAAUCUGUCCUUGCUCAGCCAUGGUUGGAAAAUCCAGGUGAAGAAAAUGUGUGUAAGAGUCGAGCUGCAUUUAGGAGCCUGACCCAUAAACAGAACAUUCCCAUGAACUCAGACCUCAGAACUCAGACUGGUGGAGUGGGUUGAUGGUUGGACCAGGUGAUCUUAGAUGUCUUUUCCAACAUUCCUGGUUCUGUGAUCUAGUCAUGAGGCCUGGGAAUCAUUUGGGGAGAUGUUUCUCCAUCAGGUCCAGGAGAAACAUUGUGAGCAUUGGGCUGGAAAUGCCACACGCUCUUUUCUGUGCAGAUCAAAAGUGUGAAGAGGCAAAUAAUUCCUCCACGGCCCACAGCAAAGCAUGAUGACGUGGGAAGGCUUGGCUGCAGCUCAGAAUGCUGUGAUUAGGACAAGUGCACAUUAAUUUAGUAUAAACUGUGCAUUCCCCCAUUUCCGUUGCAGAUAGGCAAAAUAACCUCUAUCAAACCACAGCUGUUUCUGAGGAGCAGAGUAGCUUCUUUGAAGAUAUUCUGCCCAUUAAAAUGUGGAAUGUUUAUAGUGGUCAUAUUUAAAAGAUAGACUUUCCAAUGGAGGUCAGGUGGCCUGGAAAUUCCUAAGUGCAUGGGGGGAGCGAGCAGCUUCUGAGAGCAGCAUGGGCAUCAUGUGAGCUGAUGGGUUCUGUGGGAUAAAAAAAACUGUUUUGGUUUGUUUUUUGGGGGGGUUUUUUUUUGGAGAGAGAGAGAUAGCAAUGGGUUUAGAGAAGCGUGGGUCUGCCCAUGACUGACAUAUAGAAACAGCCCCAUGGGUACACCUCUCCACUCAAAGCCUGAACGUUGGCCGUGCCCAAGUCCUGCUCUGGAUGUAAUGCACUUCCAGAUCUUCUGCUGUAGACAGCAGGACAUGAGGUUCUCUGAAAACUGACUGAUGUAUGACCUAUGCUUCAGAGCUGCUACUGUCACAUAAAAAUACAUUAUUUUUAUUUACAAGAGAAUAAAUAAUAAUCCCUGUACGCAGAUCAGUCUGGUCCUGGGCAUCAUAGAGUUAGAAAGUUGCAUCACCAGAAAGGCUUUUUCAGGCCCUUAGCCAUCACACUGCACAGCCACAGGGGAUAAAAGCAUCCCCUACAAGACAGUGGGAAAGCUUGUGAGAUAGCCUAAAAAACACCCAUGGGAUUUUUCUUUCUCUGUAAGAAAGAAACUUCCAAAUUAAAGCAACUAAACCCACAGAUCUGAAUGCACCUCAAUCUACUAAAUCAUAUAAUUAUAAGGGUUGGAAAAGACCUCUAAGAUCUCAAGUCCAACCCAACCCAUCCCCACCAUGCCCACUAACCAUGUCCCCAAGUGUCACAUCUCCACCACCUCGCUGGGCAAUAAGUGUCAACGCAUCACCACUCUAAGAUUUUUUUCCUAUAUCAUGCAUUAUGGAGCGGAGAUGUGACUUCUUAUAUGACAUAUUUUAGCCCUGCUCUCAUUGUCUAGCAUUCUUUACACUGUAGCAAAAAUCUGUUUUGCUUUUCUUUGGGAUUUAUUGCAUUCAUUUAGUAAUUCACUUUGUUGUAUCCUGGCAUUUAGUAGGCGUGAGAGGCAAGAAAGUAAAAUUAUCCUUCCCACACUCUUCCUGCUGGAUCCCAAGCCAGUCACGCUUAUGCUGACUUGUCCCCUCAUAUUUUAUCAAAAUCACAUUUUUGGCAUGAUAGUAACUUUCCUUUUUUGGCUUGGCUACUGCAGAAAAUAGCAAGUUGCAGUGGGAGGCGAGGUAGACGUGUGGGAAAUGUGUCCAGCCAUUCUUUAGGAUGGCUUGUGCAAAGGAAAGGAAAGCAGUGAGAACAUGUUGUUCUCUCCAGGAAUGAGAGACCAUUGUAUGUCCUUCCUGCACAUACUUGAUACCUCCAAAGCAAGUUGAUUUUAAGAAGAAGGCAGCUCUUAAUUUCAGCCAAAUACACAGCCUGAGUGAUGCGAAGUUGGGUGCAGUUUUCCUGACUGUUAGGCUCAACCUUCAGCACACAGCAAAUCCACCAAGAUGAAAACCCCAAUAAGCAGAGAGCUCAGCAAGGAGGCAGCAUCUUAUUUACCCCCUGUGUGAGAGGCUUCCAAAAAAGCCAUUUUUCAUGCAUAGCCCUGCCCAAAAGGGUGCCUAGGUGCCAUCAACACCUUCUGAAAAUUUGCUUUAUCGCAUAUAAAAACACAACAUGAUAUUUCAGCCCUCUUCACACCACACACUGUUAACAGGAACUGGGAACAGAGAAACGUUCCUUUAAUGUCGUCAGCUGGCCGUGAUGCUGUUUGCCACGUCCAGGGAGAUAUUUCCAAAUGAGAGCAUUUUGGAAGCAGCCAGAGAGGUGAGGACAGACUUUGACCUCUUGUUAAAGAAGUUGAGAUUGGUUUGGCAUCUGCUUCCCAAGCAUGUGAGACGACGAUUUUUUGCUCUUUCCACAGAAGUAUUGCCUUGUUUCCUUCCUCAGCUUCCUCAGUGACAAGGACCAAGCACCCCA
Centrocercus urophasianus (Greater sage-grouse) is the source of this 6242-nucleotide messenger RNA. RefSeq names its product Rho GTPase activating protein 25 (gene ARHGAP25). Gene Ontology annotation, cellular component: phagocytic cup. NCBI's taxonomy places the organism in Eukaryota, Metazoa, Chordata, Aves, Galliformes, Phasianidae. Gene Ontology annotation, molecular function: GTPase activator activity. Bases 338 to 2335 code for a protein of 665 amino acids. Gene Ontology annotation, biological process: phagocytosis, engulfment; activation of GTPase activity; signal transduction. The record is from RefSeq and is a predicted model, not a curated record. The transcript has 11 exons.